UACCAAUAGCUUUGCUACCAUCUUUUCAGCAAUUUUUCGGUUUUGGUUUUUUGAACUUCUUUCUGUUCAAGGAUGAGUGAGAAGGGUGAAGCAGCGAAAGAAAGCCGUCCGGCUCCACGCUUAAACGAAAGGAUUUUGUCAUCUUUGUCACGCAGAUCAGUUGCUGCACACCCUUGGCAUGAUCUUGAAAUUGGCCCUUCAGCCCCAAAAAUAGUCAACUGUGUAGUGGAAAUCCCAAAAGGAAGCAAAGUCAAAUAUGAACUUGACAAAAAAACUGGAUUAAUUAAGGUUGAUCGAGUUUUAUAUUCAUCAGUUGUGUAUCCUCAUAACUACGGUUUCAUUCCUCGUACUCUGUGUGAAGACAAUGAUCCUCUUGAUGUCUUGGUCCUCAUGCAGGAGCCAGUUCUUCCUGGUUGUUUUUUGAGAGCUAAGGCCAUUGGAUUAAUGCCCAUGAUUGAUCAGGGAGAGAAGGAUGAUAAAAUCAUUGCUGUAUGUGCUGAUGAUCCGGAGUAUAAGCACUACACCGACAUCAAAGAACUUCCGCCUCAUCGCCUCUCUGAGAUCCGUCGCUUCUUCGAAGACUACAAGAAGAAUGAGAACAAGGAGGUGGCAGUUAAUGAGUUUUUGCCGGCAUCCGCAGCAGUUGAAGCCAUCCAGUACUCAAUGGAUCUCUAUGCUGAGUACAUUAUGCAGACCUUGAGGAGAUAGACAAAGAAUACUAUAUUCUCCAUGAAAUACAAUAAGCUCUGAAUUCAGGACAGUUUUGGAAUAUGAUGAAAUUUUACAUAUAUUUGUACUUUAUACUCAUUUAUUUGGAUGAUAUUCCAAGCUAACACUGCUCAAUUAUGUAAUGCUUCAUAUUCAAUCUUAGUUGAUUGAAUUGUUUUCUUACUUAAA
Messenger RNA from Arachis duranensis, 897 nucleotides. RefSeq names its product soluble inorganic pyrophosphatase 1. Gene Ontology annotation, cellular component: cytoplasm. The transcript has 9 exons. Gene Ontology annotation, biological process: phosphate-containing compound metabolic process. NCBI's taxonomy places the organism in Eukaryota, Viridiplantae, Streptophyta, Magnoliopsida, Fabales, Fabaceae. The record is from RefSeq and is a predicted model, not a curated record. The coding region runs from base 73 to 708 and encodes 211 amino acids. Gene Ontology annotation, molecular function: inorganic diphosphate phosphatase activity; magnesium ion binding.